Eremothecium gossypii ATCC 10895 is the source of this 1041-nucleotide messenger RNA. RefSeq names its product protein-arginine omega-N methyltransferase HMT1 (gene HMT1). The transcript has a single exon. Bases 1 to 1041 code for a protein of 346 amino acids. Gene Ontology annotation, cellular component: nucleus. Lineage: Eukaryota; Fungi; Ascomycota; Saccharomycetes; Saccharomycetales; Saccharomycetaceae. Gene Ontology annotation, molecular function: protein-arginine N-methyltransferase activity. The record is from RefSeq and is marked provisional. Gene Ontology annotation, biological process: peptidyl-arginine methylation.
AUGGCAAAUAUAACGGCUUCUGCAACUGAUAAAAGUUCUCUCAAUGAAUAUGAACAGCAUUACUUCAACUCGUAUGACCACUAUGGUAUCCAUGAAGAGAUGUUACAGGAUACCGUGCGCACUCUGUCGUACCGGAAUGCCAUUGUUCAGAAUCGCGACCUCUUCAAAGGAAAGGUGGUGUUAGAUGUUGGCUGCGGUACUGGUAUUCUAUCCAUGUUUGCAGCCAGGAAUGGAGCCAAGCAUGUCAUCGGCGUGGAUAUGUCCAGCAUUAUUGAGAUGGCGAAAAAGAUUGUCGACAUCAAUGGGCUUUCUGACAAGAUAACUUUGCUACGCGGGAAGCUAGAGGAUGUUGUUCUUCCAUAUGAGAAGGUGGACAUUAUUAUCUCGGAGUGGAUGGGAUACUUCCUUCUAUACGAAUCCAUGAUGGACACCGUUUUGUACGCUCGUGACAAGUAUCUUGUGGAGGGAGGUCUAAUUUUCCCCGACAAGUGCUCCAUUCAUGUUGCCGGCUUGGAGGACGUGGAAUACAAGAACGAGAAGCUGAACUACUGGCAAGACGUUUAUGGAUUUGACUACUCUCCAUUCAUGCCUUUGGUUAUGAGAGAGCCUUUGGUUGACACAGUUGACAACGCGUCUGUCAACACUACAAGAUCUAAGUUGAUUGAAUUCGACCUGAAUACGGUCACCAUUCCAGAUUUGGCGUUCAAGCGCAAGUUUUCCAUCACUGCGAAGAGACAGGACUUUAUCAAUGGUUUGAUCGCUUGGUUCGACAUAGAGUUCCCAGCACCAGAGGGCAUGAGGCCGAUCACCUUCUCCACGGGCUCCCACGCGCCAUACACGCACUGGAAGCAGACCGUUUUCUAUCUAAGCGACGAUUUAGAAGCGGAAAAUGGGGACGUUCUUGAGGGUGAAUUAACAUGCACUCCAAACAAAUUGAACAGCAGAGAUUUGGACAUCAAGAUUGCUUACAAUUUCAAGGCACAGGGCCCUGACGGUGAAGAGAGGUCUAGGAAGAACGAAAACACUUACUUGAUGCAUUAA